Messenger RNA from Prorocentrum cordatum, 2893 nucleotides. NCBI's taxonomy places the organism in Eukaryota, Dinophyceae, Prorocentrales, Prorocentraceae. The record is from the annotation of a GenBank genome assembly.
AUGUCUAAGAGCCUGGACAUCCCCGAGCGCCAGGUGCUUAUCAGUUUCUGGGGCGACCCGAACGGACUGCGGUACCACGGACGGGUCUUGCUUUUCGCCACUCUCACUCUGGGAAAAUGGAUUGUUGGGACUCCCGACUUCGAUGUUCAGCUAGCCGACGUGUCAGAGCAUCGCGUCAUCCCCCUCGGCCGCGACGAGGAUCUGCCCAGGCGGCUCUUGGCCGAGACUUACUUCUUCGACGUGCCGAUCGAGCCGGAGUCACUGGCUCGCACGCGUCGUGCAGGACGCGACCUUCUCGAGGUCUUCGGGCUGGUGGGCGCCGCCGGCGCUCUGCAACAGGGGGGCCGCUGGCGUGCCGGGGACCCCGCGCACGACGCCUUCGGCGACGAGAUCCCCGAGGGUGUGAUCGGCGACGGCGAUCAGAUGGCCAUCCGCGAGAACACGGCGCUCGUUCGCAUCGACGAGGAGUGGGUCGCUGCCGCCCUGGUCGAAGGGUCCGAGCCCUCCGAGUGGAAGCGCUUGAAGGCCACGGGGCCAGGGCGCGACCCGCGCCUCCUCGGCGACGAGCGCGCGGGCGGUCAGCCGCGCGUGAGUUUCCCGACCAUCGCCAAGCUGUCAAGUCCAGUGAACCGCCCAGGGUGGCCUUUCCAGGGCAAGCCAGCGGCGACGGAGCUUCAGCGUGCCUUGAUGACCGCCAACCGCGACUUCACCAGCCACCACCUCGACUGGCGGACCAAGUCGGGGGUGAACCAGCACGGGGUCGUCUGCCGCGUCCAUCGGCGUCUCUGCGAGACGCUGUCGACCCUCUACUCGUACGACCAGGUCGACCCCGCGAACGUGGCGGGCGCCGAGUACCUCAGCCGUCGGCUGUUCGAGGUCGAGACGGCGGUCCGCCGCUGCCCGAAGGUGCCCGACUUCGCGAACCUGGAGGGCAUCUUCGCGGCGCCCCUCGGCGAGGAUGGACGCGCCUUGCUCCCCGAGUUCGGCAGCUUCGUGUCGGGCCUUCAGCGGGACGAGGCGCAGCGCCUCAAGCAGAUGCGACUCUGGCGCGAGGAGACGGGCCACCAGGCGCAGGGCGGCGGAGGUCCAGAGGGAGGGGGCCUGCUCGGCUCAACCCCCGACGACGUUUGCCUCGCCGCCGCCUUCGCCGAGCUCGGCGUGGGCGCCGAGCUGAUCGAGGUGACUAUCGUGCGCUUCGUGGCCGUGCUCACGGCGAUCCUUUCCCCCUUCCGGACUUGGGCCAAGGUGUCGCGCCUCCCCUCUCGGCCAGCUUUGACGCCGAGCGACGCUUUCUACGGCCUCCUGAAGUCCACGGACAUGUGCUCAGACCAGCCCCAGCACGUUCGACCCUACGACCCGUCGAAGCUUCGGGCCCUGAGGGGUUUGGUCACGCCGCGGCCGCUUCGUGACAGGCUGCCGCCGGCUGGCGCCCAGGCCCUCGACAACGCUGACAGCGUGACUUACCGCGCCGCCUCGGAGAUCGACGCGCUGGCAGAGCAGGGGCUUAUCACCCCAGUGCGGCCUUGCUGGGGCCCUCGCCUCCGCCAUGACAGGGCGGCUCGCAGGGACUUCAUCACGCGCCUGCACACCGUGGGAGUGGUAGGGUUCAGGUUUGGCAUCCGCGCCCGGAUCGGGGCCUUCUUUGUCGCCAAGAAGGACGGCAUGCUGCGCCUAGUCCUCGGCGGUCGUGAAGCUCCGAGCCUACGCCGACGGCCCCCUCACUCUGCUCUCGGCUCUGCGGGGGCGCUGGCUGGCCUUGGCACCUCACCUUCGGCGCUGCGUCGAGCGGGCCUCUCGGACUCUGACGUCGACCCGCAUGGCGCUGGCGUGGACCUGCGCGACGAGUUCUACCAGUUCGUCGACGACCUCGCGGACUGGUUCGGGUUCGACUUCCCAGAGCCCGCAGGCUAUGUUGGUGACCCCGACGAUUAUUUCACGGACGUUGGCACGGCCCCCGACGAGAUCUGCGCGGAGUUGGACCGCGCGAACCUCGCCUACCACGAGAAGGUCGAGCCGACCCGUCUCUACGGGUCUGUCGGGGUGGUCUUCGAUGGGCAGGCGCGGAAGCUCAGGCACACCGACAAGAGGGCCUGGAAGCUCUAUUUGGGCCUCCAACACCUCAUAGGCGUAGGCGGGGCCACAGGCUACGCGCUCCGCAUCAUCUACGGGCACCUCGUGAACUUCUUCAUGCUGAUGCGGCCCGCCUUGGCUGUGCUCGACCUGGGCGACCACUUCGUCGCGGAGCACCGCGAGAGGUUCGCCGAGUUCCAGCCCGACCUCUUGGGCGAGAUCCGUGUCGCCAAGGGCCCGACCUUCCUGGUGGAGGUGGACCUUGGGGCGCCUUGGGCCCAGGUCACUUACUGCAGCGACGCCCGCACCUACGGCUACGCGUUGCACGAGGCCUGCCUGACGGACGACGAGCUGCUCGACACCUUCAGCGUACGGGAGCGCUGGCGCUUCCUGGACGUAGAGCCCGCCUUCCAGCCUGGCGCGGCCGACGGGCCGCCCUCCGCCAUCGCCGCCGAGGCCACAGCUACCCUCGCGGCGGGGCUAGUGGGCGACCCUGCUUUCGACCUUGACGACGAGCAUCGCGGGGGCGCCUGCCUGGACCGCCGGCCCGCGCGCACGGCCACGCUCGAUCUCGACGGGAUGGUGACUCCCGUGGCCGACGCCGUGGUCGACCGCCAUCGUUGGGCUCUGUUCGUCCAAGGCGCCUGGAGGUACGCGGCCCCUAUCCGCGUGAAGGAGGCGCGCAUGCAGCUGCUUGGCUUGAUCAGGGCCUCGCGGAGCACCCGGAUGCACGGCCAUCGCGUGGGCAGCAUGGGUGACAACAUGGCUGCCUUCCUCAGCUUCGAGAAGGGCCGCGCCCGUGACUUCGCCCUCAGACAGCUCU